AUGGCUUUUCUUUCAUCUUGUUGGUUUCUUGUUGAGUAUGUUCUCAUCCCUGUUGGAGAUGAGAAGUGGUUUCGUUUGAGCUUUUUCAUCCAUCCUCAAAUCUUCAUACUCUGUCAAGUUUUCUCAUGGAUUAGAGUAUUUGGAGUAAAGAUGACUGUUGAAGAGAUUAUAAGGUGUGAAAUUCCCGAAACUUCUAAUUCAAUUCGAACAAUCAUCUCGCGUAAUUGUUAUCCAGGUGUUCUACCCAAUUCAUGCAAGAUGAAGAGUGUAAAAGUUGAGAGAAAUUGGUUUGACGUGAAAGAAAGUAUCAAGGAAGAAUCAGUAGUUCAUGUGGACAAGGAUUUGAGUGAGAAUGAGUCCUCAAUGUAUCUUCAAAGCUCUGUUUCACAAGUUACAGGAGUUGAUGCUGAGAAUGAAACAGAUGGAUCAGAUAUCAACAACUUUUCAUCAUGUGUUUUGAGCUCUGAAUCACAUGAUAUGGAAGCAGAAACAGAGACGAACGAAAAAGAAAACGAUCAAUCGGAUCCAUUCUUUGCUAAGUACAUUGAAAGGAUGAAAUGGUUUGAUCUACUCAAUUAUGAAAGAACCUGUGGAACAAGUUCAAUCUUAAACAAGCAAUUGGGAACUCCUAGUUCAUUUGAGAGCAAAGAGCCCAGAGAUUUCUCUGUUCCAUUUCUCUCAUGGAGCAAAAUGGAUAGAAGAAAACUCAUAAGAAGCCUAGAAAAUGACUUUGAGAUGGUCUAUGUGGGUCAGUCAUGCUUGUGUUGGGAGGCCCUGCAUCAUCAAUACAGAAAGGUUGAGGCACUUGCAUGCACUGGUUCCCAAAAUGGUGCUUUUUAUAAUAAUGUAGCAGGAGAAUUCCAAAAAUUUCAAGUUCUAUUGGAGAGGUUCAUGGAAAAUGAAGGUAUACAAGGCAAAAGGCUUUGGAAUUAUGUGCAGGGAAGAUUCUCUCUCAAAAGUCUUCUCCAAGUUCCAGAGGUUUCAGGCUAUUUUGAGGGAGAAAAUGAAGCAAGGGAAGGAGAAGCCAUGGGAGCAAGUGAAGUGCUAGAAACCAUAGAGGAGUCCAUUAUGACAUUUUCAAAAUUUGUAAACACAGACAAUAAGAAGUCAUGGUGGAAAUUUAGAAGUUAUCUGUGGAGUCAUCAACCAGUAGAAGAUCCAAAAGACUUGGAACUUUCAUUUGACCUCACAAAGAGACUUCAAAAAAAGGAAUUAUACCUGAAGGAUCUGCAGAGGAGAAAGAAAUGCUGGUUGAAAAGAGCUAAGCUAGUUGAACAUAAUCAAAGAAGGGAGAUUCUUUUUAGCAUGAUAGAUAUGAAACUCAUAUCAAGAGUGCUUCAGAUGCCUAUCAUUUCCACUUCUCAGCUUAAGUGGUGCCAAGAGAAGCUGAACAGCAUAGAAUUCACAGAAGGAAAAGUUACAAGGGUUUGGACUAAUUGCCUUUUCCCACCUUCUUAAGGGCACCUAAAUGGAAAAUGCUAGUUUUGAGCUUGUAGAAACUGCAUGUAUUCUCAUUAAGUUGUU
Telopea speciosissima is the source of this 1524-nucleotide messenger RNA. RefSeq lists its product as uncharacterized. The record is from RefSeq and is a predicted model, not a curated record. Bases 1 to 1458 code for a protein of 485 amino acids. The transcript has 5 exons. Lineage: Eukaryota; Viridiplantae; Streptophyta; Magnoliopsida; Proteales; Proteaceae.